AAACUAAUCGGUUAAUCAACACCUCGCAACGCUUACUUAUGACUUUGACAGAGUGUCCGAAAAUCGUCUAGAACUAAAGUGAUACGAUAACCGAGUGAUACACGAACUCCAAGACUGAGUUACCGCCGGUUUUGUGCCGGGACAACUUCGCGGAUCUUGGAGCUCCAGAAACUAUGACCGUAACCGCCUUUGCUGCCGCCAUGCACAGACCCUUCUUCAAUGGAUAUUCUACCAUGCAAGACAUGAACAGCGGCCAGGGGCGCGUCAAUCAACUAGGUGGAGUCUUUAUCAACGGUCGUCCUUUGCCCAACAAUAUUCGCUUGAAAAUCGUCGAGAUGGCCGCCGAUGGCAUCCGACCAUGUGUGAUCUCCAGACAGCUGCGCGUGUCUCAUGGCUGCGUAUCGAAGAUCCUGAAUCGCUACCAGGAGACGGGCUCCAUUCGGCCGGGAGUGAUUGGUGGCUCCAAGCCGAGGAUAGCCACGCCCGAGAUCGAGAACCGGAUUGAGGACUACAAGCGUAGCAAUCCCGGAAUGUUCUCCUGGGAGAUCCGCGAGAAGCUCAUCCGCGAGGGAGUCUGCGACAGGAGCACAGCGCCCUCGGUCUCAGCCAUUUCCCGCCUGGUGCGUGGCCGAGAUGCUCCGCUGGACAACGAACUCUCCUCCGCCUCGGAAUCCCCCUCGGGUGGUGGUGUCACCAAGGCCUCCAGCUCCUGCGGCUCGGAUGUAUCGGGUGGCCAUCACAACGGCAACAACAAGCCCUCCGAUGAGGACAUCUCCGACUGCGAAAGUGAGCCGGGAAUCGCUUUGAAACGCAAGCAACGCCGCUGCAGGACCACCUUCUCCGCCUCCCAGUUGGACGAACUGGAGCGCGCCUUCGAGCGGACUCAGUAUCCGGAUAUCUACACCCGUGAGGAGCUGGCCCAGCGCACUAAUCUCACCGAGGCUCGCAUCCAGGUGUGGUUCAGCAACAGGCGGGCUCGUCUCCGCAAGCAGCACACCUCGGUUUCGGCUCCCGGAGUCGCCGGGGUAACCUCUGGAGUAACCUCCUCCUCCACCACCCUGCCCAGCGUGGUCUCCACUGGAGUGCCCAGCAUGGCGCCGCUGGCCAUGAUGCCCGGCUCCCUGGAUGCCAUUUCCUACCAGCAGCAAUACGAUUUCUACGGCACUCACGCCAACAUUUCCGUAACCGCCGGAGGAGCUGCCAUGGCUCCCAGUAGCAAUCUGUCGCCGGGAAUCACGACCACACCGCCGCACCAUCAUCAGUUUUAUAACCCCAGCGGAAAUACCGCCAGCUAUAUAAUGCCGGGGGAGCAAGGCAACACCACACCCACUGGAAACAUCCUAGUGUCCAGCUAUGACACCCAAUUGGGAUCGGUUUAUGGAGCGGCUGAGACGGAUGCCCACCAGACAAUGCCGCGCAACGAGAGUCCCAACGAGUCGGUGUCCUCCGCCUUUGGCCAACUGCCGCCCACGCCCAACAGUCUUUCAGCGGUGGUGAAUGCAGGAGGAGUAACUACCUCCUCGACAGUCGAUCCCUCGCAGUCGCUGGCCAAUGCCAGUGCUGGAAGUGAGGAGCUAUCGGCUGCGCUGAAGGUGGAAUCGGUGGAUUUGGUGGCGGCCAGUCAGUCCGGUCAGUUAUACGGCGGUUGGAGCUCCAUGCAGGCGCUGCGUCCCAAUGCCCCACUCUCCCCGGAGGACUCGCUGAACUCCACCAGCUCGACGAGCCAGGCCUUGGAUGUGACCAGCAGCCACCAGAUGUUCCAUCCGUAUCAGCAUGCCCCGCAAUAUGCCGCAUAUCCCUCGGCAACCGGCCAUCACUCGCAUCCGCAUCACGGACAUCCACAUGCGCCACAUCCGCACGCCCAUCCGCAUGCGCAUCCGCAGUACGCUGGCGCACAUCCGCACUAUCCGCCACCCAAUUCGUCGGCACACUUUAUGCCGCAAAACUUCAAUGCCGCCGCCUUUCCAUCGCCCUCGAAGGUCAACUAUGCAACGAUGCCGCCACAGCCGUUCUAUCACUCCUGGUACUAAGCGCCAAGGAUCCUCCACCUCCAGGAGCAGGUGUCACCAGAUCCCAGGGACAAGUCGCCAAAGAUGUACAUAAAAUAUACAUGAUGUAGCUCGGGGGAGAAGCAUAAAAAUAACAUUUUUGUGUAUGUGGGGCAGUACAGACAUUUUCCAUGUGGGAAAACCUCUGACAGACUCGCCCCGAAAAUAGUUCCAAUUUGUAGACCUAAGUAUCUAGUAUCUAAUAUAGUUAAGAGGAUAAGUAAGCCUAAGUAGCAAGUGCCUUGAAAAUAAA
Drosophila takahashii is the source of this 2301-nucleotide messenger RNA. It is a transcript of the gene prd, whose product is annotated as paired. Gene Ontology annotation, biological process: anatomical structure development; regulation of transcription by RNA polymerase II. NCBI's taxonomy places the organism in Eukaryota, Metazoa, Arthropoda, Insecta, Diptera, Drosophilidae. The record is from RefSeq and is a predicted model, not a curated record. Gene Ontology annotation, molecular function: RNA polymerase II cis-regulatory region sequence-specific DNA binding; DNA-binding transcription factor activity, RNA polymerase II-specific.